GAUAUUAACCUCGAGAGAUAUCAACCCUGUCAUUAUUUGGCCAUGAUUGAUGUAUCAUAAUCAUCAUAUCUGGGAAUCCUCAAAGGUUUGUCUUUUAAAAAGAUUUUGCAUGUCACAAAGGGCUUCUCGAUCAUGGAUGCACUUGACACCAUUGUUAGCCUAAUUCAAUCUUGCGUCGCAUUAUAAAAAAUUGUCUGAUAAUCAUUUCUUAAGCUUUAAGGUACAUUUAAAUAUAUGCGGUCAGUUAUUCUAAAUUAUGCUUGAAUGAAUCCCCCAGCUUAAAGCCGUAAAAUCCUGAUUAUUGGUCAAUUAAUCUGUGUCACCACAGUCAGCUGUUCUCAAAGAUAGUAUAUUUGGAGGCAGGCAAACACUCUUCAACAUAUAUGCUUAAAACUUGGGCUUGUCUGAUGACGAUUUGGUCUUCAACGUUCAAUUUUGCAACGAUUGCUCUUUGAGAUGAGAAACAUGUCCAAACUAUUGUGUUUUCAUAGCACAAGGAAAGGAGAGGCCAAGGAAUCUUCAGAGGAAAGCGAAGAGACAGCUAUCCAAGAGAAGUACAAAUGGGUAACAGACAUUUCUCCAAAGCCGUCCGAUCUCUGGAUUCAGAAAGCGGUGACUCUGUUCAGUCGGUUUGAUCGAGAUGGGGAUGGUUACCUUAGUAGUAAAGACAUAACCAUCUACGUCAAUGCUUUUACUAAACACGGUUGUUUGACAAGGGAAAGAGCAAACCGGAUGCGGGACAAGACGCUCAGUUUCUGGAAGCUCCUGAACAAUGGUGCAAAAGAAGUGGCACUGGCUGAUUUUGUUAAGUCUAGGGUACCAUCUGGAAAAGAGAUUGAUAUGGAAAAGGUGAAGAAGAAUCUUGAAGAUGCCGCCACGUUGAUGUUUUACUCAAUAGAUGCAGAUGAAGACGGCACCUUGAGUCUGCAGGAACUGGUCCUGUUUUUCAAAUGCAUUGAUGUGAAAGAGUCCUUUGCGCGGGAAAUCUUCGCAACAUUGGAUCUUGAUAAAGACCGGAAGAUAAACAGAGGCGAAUUCUUAUUUGCUUUCAAUGACUACAUGCACAACGAAGAGGAGUCUCCAUGCAAAGAUCUCUUCGGGCCAUUGGCCACGAUUUAGGUGCUUCAUCAAAAGGUCACCAAAGAAACAAGAGGUUGACUUGAAAUUUGCUAUCAAAACUUGUUCAAGUUAAGUAGCAGCAUUGUUUUUAAAGAUGCCAUUCCAGGUAUCAAUUUGCAUCAGUAUUGUUCCGGUAAUAAUCCCAAACAGGAACCUGAAGAAUGAUUCGUCUUAACAAUCUUGUUUUGGGAUUCUUAAAUUUGGAUCCCACAACCUGAAAGAGCAUCAUGAAAUACCUCUAAAUGUUCAAGGACAGUUAAAUUUGUUAUAAGUUAUUAUAUUUCCCCCCACACCACUGUAACUUGGUCCCGAAGUUCUUGCAUCAAAUGUGAUCAAAAUCAGAACACACUUCGAAUAUUUUGGGAGGAUAUUUUAUGCUGUUCUUUCAGAAUUUGGUCAAAAUGUUAAAAUUCUAAAUUUAACUAUACGCCGAUGACAAAGAAUGCGAAAAUAAAUUACUAUCUUUGGCCGGAAUAAAGUAAAUUCAUCUAAAAAUUUGUUUUGUUUACUUAUGCCUUAAAAGAAGAGAAAUUUAUGACAAAAAUUGUUUAAAUACUGCUUUUCAUAGAUAUUUAUACAGCCCAUAAGCCAAUGUCUUUUUCCAUCAAUUUUUUUGGCAAAGUCAAUUAUACUUCUUACAACCCUAAUAGUUUCAUUACGAAGUAUUCAACAGUUUUUGGACUUCAGCAUUUACCUAUAGAAUUAUCUUGCUCAUUAGGUUCCAUUAUCUCAAACUUCAUCUUAUUUGAAAAAUGUAUUGGGACAUGAUUCAAAAUAUUUUUAUUAUCCAUGGAAAAGUGAUUGAGUUGUGUAGCUGUUACAGCUAUAUUACCACAUGUGACACAGACGUGAAAAAGGGGUAAAAUUUGAAAAGAUUAGAUUGUGGCAAGGCAUCCAAUAUGAUAUUCCCUAGAAAUUCCUUAAUGAUUCGCUUUAUGCAAAGGAUGCAGAUAAAGUCGUAAUAGUUUUAAAAUAUCAUUAAGUAUAAAGAACAUAAUUUUGUCGAGCCAGAUUUGAAAAGGUCUAAUGAGUUUCAUGGACUGCCUGAUAUUGCUCGAUAUUCCUUAUUAUCUCAUACACUAUCAAUUGAACAGAUUUGCUCGUAAAGGGAUGACACCCACACUUACCAGUGCCAAAUAAACUACAAUUUUUCUUUACGUUGCAGUCUAACACUUUCUGUCUUACACUGAAAUCGUCUAAGGGGUCAGCAGGCUGCAAAAGUGUUAAUUUGCCCAGUGCACAUUUUCUCGCCUGGAAUAUUGUCAUCCCUUGCCCUUUAUCUAGUAUUUCCUUUUCGAAGCAAUUAUAAAUCGAAGCAAUUUAUUAGUAUUAUAACUGUGAUUAAAACCUAUAAUCUAUACAAUACGAAUGUACUUUUACUGUUUUUCAUAAUAGAUUGUGAUUCAACUUCACUUCUA
This is a messenger RNA of Rhopilema esculentum, 2537 nucleotides long. RefSeq names its product sarcoplasmic calcium-binding protein. Gene Ontology annotation, molecular function: calcium ion binding. NCBI's taxonomy places the organism in Eukaryota, Metazoa, Cnidaria, Scyphozoa, Rhizostomeae, Rhizostomatidae. The record is from RefSeq and is a predicted model, not a curated record.